Molecule: messenger RNA, 1509 nt
Organism: Phycomyces blakesleeanus NRRL 1555(-)
Lineage: Eukaryota; Fungi; Mucoromycota; Mucoromycetes; Mucorales; Phycomycetaceae
Exons: 4
Coding region: 1-1509 (502 amino acids)
Biological process (GO): nucleoside transmembrane transport
Cellular component (GO): membrane
Molecular function (GO): nucleoside transmembrane transporter activity; symporter activity
Source: RefSeq, a predicted model, not a curated record
AUGUGGCUUCUGUUUACAGGAUUUCUGGCUGCUGCCUAUGCACUCCAGGUUCCAAAGGGAUACAAUCCAGAGAACCUAAUCCUCGGCCUUAUAUAUGCUUGGUUCUGUAUCUACAUGUUCUUCUCUCAUGUCUCAACAGACUAUGUCACCAAACCUUGGAACAUCGCCUUUGCAUUCAUAAACAGGCAACUAUCUCAUAUCAGAAGUUGGAUAUUAUCAUUAGUCUACGCAAUCUUUGUGUUUGCCGUAAUUGCAAUCACAGUAUUUUCGUUACCUGAAUCUGAUUCAUCGACACGUAUACAACGUUUAAUUGCCCUGGCUGGCAUGAUUUUAUUCUUGCUUUUUGUCUUUGCCACCUCAACCAACCAUCGUGCUGUCAAAUGGAACACAAUCACCACAAGUAUUCUACUCCAGUUCCUCUUGGCCUUAUUCGUUUUUCGUUCCCAAGCAGGUCACGAUAUCUUUCAGUGGGCAUCUACCUUUGCCCAAGGUUAUCUUAGCAAAGCUUGGCAUGGUACUAGCUUCGUUUUCGGUGAAAAUGUCGCAAAUUCUGGAUUGUUUGCCGUCAGUGUCUUCCCCGCUGUUAUCUUCUUUGCUGCUACAGUACAGGUGCUAUAUUACAUCAAUGCCCUACAAUGGCUUCUCAGGAAAUGCGCCUCUGUUUUCCGAGCCAUCUUAGGCGUCUCUGGAGCUGAAGCUGUGGUAGCAGUAGCGUCUCCUUUCUUGGGUCAAGGCGAAAACGCUUUGUUGAUCAAACCUUUCCUGCCCCUGUUAACUCCAGCCGAAAUGCAUCAAAUUAUGACAUCUGGCUUUGCUACAAUCUCAGGCUCUGUAUUGUACGGCUACAUUGCCAUGGGUGUUUCCGGUCAGGCAUUGCUGACAUCUUGUAUUAUGUCGAUUCCCUGUUCUCUGGCAAUCUCGAAGCUACGUUAUCCAGAAACAGGCGUGCCUAUAACCAAAGACAAGGUGGUUGUACCUCCCAGCCAAGAAAAGCCUGCAAACAUUCUCCACGCUGCUGGUGAAGGUGCUGCUAUCGGUAUCAACAUUGCUCUCCUUAUGACCGCCAACCUGAUCUCCCUCCUUGCUUUGUUAUAUGCCGUCAAUGCCGCUCUUACCUGGAUUGGAAACUUCUUGACAAUUCAUGAAUUAACACUUCAGCUGAUUACUGGGUAUAUUUUUGUGCCGGUGGUAUGGUUCAUGGGGAUUGAGAACAAGGAUGUAUUGCUUGUUGGUAGACUAUUGGCUAACAAAAUCUGGGCAAAUGAGUUUGUUGCAUACGAUAUUUUGAUGACAACCUACAAAGACCUCUUGUCGGAACGUUCUCAUAUUAUUUCCACCUAUGCUCUUUGUGGUUUUGCCAACCUUGGUAGUGUUGGUCUCCAGAUUGGCGUUUUGAGUGCACUAGCACCCAAGAGAGCCGGUGACAUCUCUCGUCUGGCCGUAUCCGCUAUGAUCUGUGGUGCUGUCAGUACUUGGGUAUCUGCAUCAAUAGCAGGAAUGCUAAUCUAA